CACCUUUGAAGAACACCGGAAAUGACGCUGACGUCAACGUUUGUUUGCUUAUGGCUGUUCGGUGUAAAGUGGUGCUGACCGCCAGAGCAAGGUGUUUCAGUUUGUAUGUGUUGUGGAGCUUUUCUGUGCCCAGUUAAAAACCCGGCAUCCGUACUAUGAACCUCUUGAUAUCGAGAGCCAAAAAGCAACAGCGAAGGGUGAAGACAAGAGAUUAAACGCGAUCUAGAAGCGGACAGGCCUUCUGAGGGGCGAGGGGAAGAGAGGGAGUUGCCGGCCACUUACAGUGCUGCUGGACUGAGACCAAAGUGUCGGGCGAGAGCAAUUACGAGUCCAGAAAGCUGUGAAGGAUAUAACGUAUAGUGGCAGGCAACACUGAGUAGAGACUGGACAAAAUAAAAUAUAAUAAAUAAGCAGUUUAGUAUUUCAAUAAAAAAAAUUGGAAGAAGGAUUAUUAACUCCAGGAUUUGCAGAUAACGAGAACCCCUGGACUUGGCUCAGUAAAUUGGUGUUGUAUUUUAGCAGUGGGGCUGGAGAACCAGCGUGUGGAAGAAGCGGUGACAUUUUACGCAUGGUUCUUUUAUGAAGUAAAUUUGGAAUUUGCAAUGUCGGGAUUUAAAUAUUGAAUAACUUGCGACAUCAAGGAGGGACAAAAACACUUUUAUCAGAAUUUGUAAAGGGGGAAUAAAACAUUGCAUAAACCCAAAAAAAGGUGAAAGAAGCUAGGAAUCUUGGACUAGUCAUCGCGAAGGUGGCUUUGGCCCGAUCCACAGAUUAACUCGAGUACGCUUAUUGCUUAGUUAAACGUUCUGUGCUCUGAUUUAUCGUUGGUCUUCAUUGCCUGGCCUGGCACAUCCAGAAGAUGUUUCGAUAUUGAAUAUGGGUGGCAGCGGGUCCAAAUCACGUGGAUUCUGGCCGUUUUCUGGCUCUGGAACGAGUUCCGAUCCACCCUGUGCUGCCAAUGAGCAGUCCCUGGCCAGGCUCCGGGCUUCUAGGACAGCCACCCCCUUUGUCUUCGUCAGAAGGAGCUCCUUGUACUUUGAUGAGGAUGGUGAUUUGGCUCAUGAGUUUUAUGAGGAGACAUUUGUGAUGAAGAAUGGUCGCAAGAAGGCAAAGCUAAAGCGAAUUCAAAAAAAUCUUAUACCUCAGGGUAUAGUGAAGCUGGAUCAUCCCUGCAUCCAUGUGGAUUUCCCAAUAGUUCUCUGUGAAGUUUGAAAUAUGGAUGUCAUGAGGAAGGUCUUUUACUGGUUGCCUUCAGAUUUACCCCAAAAAGCCCAACUCGGUUUUACUUUUUCUCUAGAACCUCCAUCAGUACCGUGUUGUGUCCUGGAGAGCUUGCAUGUUAUCCUGGGUGCCAUCUCUCAUAUCCUGCAUUCUUGGCUAAAUGACCAGGUAUCUCCUCACAGACUUAUAAAAAGGUAAAAAAACUCUUCCUUCCCACUCUAAUGAUGUAAAGGAUCUCGACACCCUGCAAAUGUUUGACUGAGGAUCGAUCCCCAUGUGUCUAAUGCAGCACCUGUUUUAACUGUGUUUACCAUGCAGACUUGAUUACUGAGAAGGAGAAAAGCAGGCAGGUGGUGGGGAUGAUGGGGGCAUACAAUGCACGAUUGGAGCUUAUUGCUUAUGCACAGCUGUUAAUCUGUGUUUGGGAAAUACACUUUAAAAAUCUUUGAAGGUAAGACUUUUUGGGGAGAAGACUAUUUUAGGAAAAGGUGUCUAAUUAUGACAGGUCUGGAGGUUCAGUUUGUUAGUUAAACUGUAUCUUUCACUAUUACUGAUUGUGGUAAAUGCAAAAAUUUGAAUCAUCAAUACAAAAGUUCCUGAAUUGCAGUCAGUUGAUGGGGGGGAUUAUUAGGGCAUACAGUGUACGUUUGGAGCUUAGUGUUUAAGCACUACUGUUAAUCUCUGUUGGGGUGUAAAACCAUCACAAGUCUUUGAAAGUAACACUCUAUUGGGAGAAGACUAUUUAGAAAGAUGCUGAUUAUGACAUGUCCAAAGGUUUAUUUUAAUGAAACUGUAGCUUUUCCUAUACUGAUUGUGUUAAAUUCAAAAAUAUGAAUUAUCAGUGUACUGGUUUUUGAUUUGCUUUGGAUUAUUUAUUUUUGGCUCCCUCUAGUGGUGCAUGUCCAUGGUAAGCACUGAAAACAUACAGAUGAGUAUGUCAAGUUGGAUGUGCAUCAACAUUAUUUUUUUGGGGUGGGUUUAUGUACCUUGGUUUUGCGACCUUGCGUUUGCCUACAGAUUGUACCAUGUGUAAAAUCAGAGAUAUAUGGUUCAUCACACAAUUUUUAAAAAAGUUCUAAAACGUACGCAUAACAUUUUCCCUUUUCCAGCACUAUCCAAAUGUUUUUUAUUCUAAAAUAAAGCAAAACAAGAAAAUGCAAGGUAAAUGACCCCUUUUCUACUUUACAGCCAUUGUUAAGUGUUUAUUUUUUAUAACUAUUUAUUUUUUCUUUAAAACUGUGAAAGUUUAUAAUUGAGCUAAGAAAACUGGGGUCAUACUACCUCAGAGUUUCUGCAUAAGUAUGUUUCUUUCAAGCACUAGGAUGUGAUUGACUUUUCAUUUAUUUAAAUAUGUUGCCAGGACAGCUUUGUUUUCUUUUGCCCUUCUUUCUUAGCAAUGGCGAGAUGCGCUUUAAACCUAAGAAACACAGAAAAUCAAGUCGUUAUUUUUAUCAAAAUACAAUUUGAUCCUUGCAAGUUGUUAACCACCAUCCUUUAAAAUUUUCUCCACUACCUAGGAAUGUAUGGCUAGAAUACUUUACUCAAGGUUACUAUUUGGGGAAUAGUGAUGUGUUUUAUAACAGAAAUUCACAAUGUUUAAUUAUUUGCAAGCUACAGUUAAUUUAACCCCUUUGCAGGCCCUCUACUUUUGUAUCAAUGUUGUAUUUAUAUUAAAUAAACUUCUGAAA
This is a messenger RNA of Erpetoichthys calabaricus (reedfish), 2909 nucleotides long. It is a transcript of the gene tusc2b, whose product is annotated as tumor suppressor 2, mitochondrial calcium regulator b. The transcript has 3 exons. Gene Ontology annotation, biological process: inflammatory response; regulation of mitochondrial membrane potential. The coding region runs from base 877 to 1212 and encodes 111 amino acids. Gene Ontology annotation, cellular component: mitochondrion. The record is from RefSeq and is a predicted model, not a curated record. NCBI's taxonomy places the organism in Eukaryota, Metazoa, Chordata, Cladistia, Polypteriformes, Polypteridae.